This is a messenger RNA of Cyprinodon variegatus (sheepshead minnow), 639 nucleotides long. RefSeq names its product glutathione S-transferase theta-1-like. The transcript is spliced from 3 exons. The record is from RefSeq and is a predicted model, not a curated record. The annotation marks the transcript as partial. Gene Ontology annotation, cellular component: cytoplasm. Gene Ontology annotation, biological process: glutathione metabolic process. Gene Ontology annotation, molecular function: glutathione transferase activity. Lineage: Eukaryota; Metazoa; Chordata; Actinopteri; Cyprinodontiformes; Cyprinodontidae.
UGUUGCAGCAUUGCCAUCCUACAAUACCUGGCGCAGAAAUGUUCUGUGGCAGACCACUGGUUUCCAGCUGACCUGCAGCAGCGAGCACGUGUUAGUGAAUACUUGUCCUGGCAGCACUUGAAUCUUCGACUUCACUGCUCAAAGGUCACCAUGCUCAGGGGUAUGUAUCCAUUUGUCAUGGGCUCUGAAGUCCCGAAGGAGAAGAUGGACGCUGCUAUGGAGGAUAUGAAGCAGUCCCUGGACCUUCUGGAGGAAAAGUUCCUGCAGAACAAGCAGUUUAUCAUUGGGAGUAAGAUUUCUCUGGCCGAUCUGGUGGCCAUAGUGGAGAUGAUGCGGCCUCUGGCAGUGGGAGUGGAUGUUUUCAAAGAUCGGCCGAAGCUGUUGGCCUGGAGAGACCGGGUGAAGAAGGAGCUGGGAGAAAAGCUGUUCGACCAAGCUCACGAGGCCGUCCUGAACCCAAGCGACAUGCAGCAGAAGAUGCCUAACAACAGCGAGAUGCAAAAGUUCAAAUCUGCACUUUCCAGAUAUUUCCGCUGAGGGAAUGGAAAUGUAGAUACUGUAUGUUCUCAUGUUAGCUUGUUCCAGUAGAACUCAUCUAUGGGAUUGAAAAUAACUUUCUACUGCUUCAAUAAAAAUGUG